AUGGCAAAGCUGUCUUUGCUACUGGCGGUUAGCCAGUUUUCACUCGUUUACAGCCUUCCCGCAAACGACAUUAAUAGACAGCCCGAGAUACCUGACGAACGUGCUAUCACAAUCUCUACAAAUCUCGAUGCUACCACCAGCUACAGUACAGCUAUUGAGUCGCUGCAGACCGCUACUUUGACGACACGUCCAUCUCUCACAGGAAGUAUCCUCACAGCUCUUCCUACAGGAGGAGGGAUUACAAAAGACCCCGCAAACCUACCCGGGAUCACUGCGACGUUUGAACCUCUGUGUCCUGAGGAGACGCCGCUUGUGCCGGGUCCUACCUCCCCAGCUGGCCUGCCCUCUGCAGACAUCUUCGUGCCUCUGGCAACAGGAGUGCCUGCACCAUCGAUACCAUUUCGGAACGACCAUGUUGUCCAAAAGCAAAAUAUUGUCGAUGGCAAUGUACCCAUCCAGACAAACAAGUUCUAUGCCAACUUCUUCCUGGGCAGUCAGCAGUCGCCUGUAUGGACACAUCCCUACUCUUUGUCGUGGGCAAAGGGUCGAGGAGGGUCAUAUGGCAUGGCCAUCAGUCACACAGAGCGCAGUCAGUUCGCUUUUGGACCUGAUACGAACAAUCCACAGUACUUCAUCUCGCCGAUCGGCAUACAACAAAUGGCGUUGUCAGCAGCUGAACUCCAAGCGGGAACCGCUAUGACGAUCGAAAACCUAAAGGCAUUCUCAGUCUACGCUAACUUCGCCCCGUCUGCCGGAUCUCGGGUCGUCAUGUCUGUGCCUGUUGUUCAAGGAAUGGGUUUUAUCACAUCCGUCUACGAUAACUGUCAGCCUAUGAUCAGCAGUGGUGUCUUCUUCCGCAGCCUCAAGUAUGCUGGCCAGGUGAACAGUGUCACCUUUAAGUAUAACACCCAGCUGGAGGAUGGCUCACAGUGGCUCAUCUAUGUCACGCCGCUUGCUGCUGAUGGAGUUCCACCUUUGACUUUGGUAGGAGGCGGCUCCAUUCGUGGUCCAGAUUCUUUUACUGGCUUGAUACAAGUCACCAAAAACCCCAGCGGUCAAGAUGGCGAGCGUACGUUUGAUGGCAGUGCAGGCUCAUACGCGAUCAACGCGACUAUCUCGGGCGCUGUCAACGGUCCCUCAGGCAGCUACACGCUGUCCUGGACCAAGGGGGGUGUGCUGAGUCAACCAUUGGUCAUGUAUGCUUUACCGCAUCACGUCGAGUCGUUUGACCAAGAGACGCGCGGUGCGAUGACCGGUAUCCAGCUCAUCACUACAACAAAAGGCGCAGCUACCGCAGUCCAGGCCGAUAGAUUUACCAUGAUCGAGCCGGACCUACCUACCACUAUUGGAUUCGCACCCUGGGCUAAGGCUGCGAAUGGUGCUCAGGGCGGUACGGGCAACAUCAACGUGGGUGCAUCGGCACUCCAGCUCCUCAACACUGCAGGCACCACUGAGCUGAGGCAGGACUUCAUCGCACAGACCAGCUUGAACAGCAUGUACUACUCUGGUAAGGGCCUUGCAAAGUUUGCUGGUAUCGUCUAUACAAUGCAGACCAUGGCUGGAAACAGUAAUCUUGCUGCAGCCGGUCUUGAAAAGCUCAAAGACGCGUUUAACGUCUUUGCCAACAAUACUCAGCCUGAACCGCUAGUAUACGACACUGUCUGGAAGGGCGUAGUCUCUGGUGCGACGUACAGAUCACCUACGAAGGACCCCGGUCUUGACUUUGGAAACACGCUUUACAACGACCAUCAUUUUCACUAUGGAUACUUCGUCUACACAGCAGCAGUCAUUGGCCACCUAGAGCCCGCGUGGCUUGAUCAAGGCAUCAACAGGCAGUGGGUGAAUACGCUUGUUCGCGAUUACGCCAACCCAGUAACCGACGGGUACUUCCCCUUCUCACGCUCCUUCGACUGGUUCCAUGGGCACUCUUGGGCCAAGGGUCUCUUCGAGUCUGGUGAUGGUAAAGAUCAAGAGUCCACAUCCGAAGACACUUUCGCAACCUUCGCCCUGAAGAUGUGGGGGAAGAUCUCUGGAGAUGCCAACAUGGAGGCUCGUGGCAACUUGCAACUUGCAGUGCAAGCCCGCAGUGUUCGCAACUACUUUUUGCUGAAAUCCGACAACAAGAACCAACCUCCGUCGUUCCUGCACAACAAAGUCACUGGCAUCCUCUUCGAGAAUAAAGUCGACCACACAACAUACUUUGGUAGUAACAUCGAAUACAUUCAAGGCAUUCACAUGAUCCCACUGAACCCCAGCUCCGCAUACACACGGCCCAAGGACUUUGUCACCGAAGAGUGGAAUACUUUCUUUAGCAACGGCCGCGUUGACCAAAUCCCUGGCGGCUGGCGAGGCAUACUCUACGCCAACCUUGCACUCAUCGACCCACAAACAAGUUAUAACUACUUUGCUAGUCCAAAUUUUGACUACGGCUCACUCGAUGGCGGUGCAAGCCGUACUUGGUACCUUGCAUACUCGGCAGCGAUGUUGAAUGUCGGCUCUGCGGUCGCAGAACCGGGCCUAACACUGCAGUACCCUCCGCAACAGCAGGAGCCUCCACAGCAGCCCUAUCAACCGGAAGAACCUGUUGAUGGCGAACCUCAGCCACAGGAUGCUCCACAGGAAGAGCCUAUCCCACCACAGCCCACUCAGGAAGAACCACAGCAAGAAGAGCCCCAGCAGGUCCCUGGGCAACAACCUCAAGCGCCACCCCAGCAGCAGCAGCCUCAACAAGGAGUAGCACACGCUGUAGAUCUCACUGCACCAGCACCGGCACGCGUGCCCGCACCUGCCGAGGUGGCUAGUCAAGACCAAUCCGCCGACUCUCCUUACUCGAACGAUCCCUCAUUCGAAUGGGCUGAUUACGCGCCCACCGACGGCGAUUUUACUGCCCCUCAACAAGCAGACCAGGAUCAGUACCGGAACCCUUACGCCGACGAUCCUAGCUCUGGUUGGCGCAACUACUUCAACGAUUACCGCAACAAUGCCCUGCACGGGGCUGAUGCCCCUGCGCGGUAUCCGUGGGAUAUGAAGUCACGUGACUAUCACAAUCGCGUAGCGACAAACGGCGCCGACGAAGAUGAGUGGGAAGACGUCCUCGACUGUGGGGACGAGGGAGAUGCUAGCCAAAACGAGGAGCAGGGAAGAGAGUACAUGUGA
Molecule: messenger RNA, 3156 nt
Organism: Ascochyta rabiei
Lineage: Eukaryota; Fungi; Ascomycota; Dothideomycetes; Pleosporales; Didymellaceae
Product: Endo-1,3(4)-beta-glucanase
Exons: 2
Coding region: 1-3156 (1051 amino acids)
Cellular component (GO): cell surface
Molecular function (GO): endo-1,3(4)-beta-glucanase activity; glucan endo-1,3-beta-D-glucosidase activity
Source: RefSeq, a predicted model, not a curated record